UUGGAAAAAGUCGUUAGGAAUUGCAUUAAAAGCAAAUGAUUAUAUUUGCCAUCUUCAUUUUAAAGAAGAAAAUAUAAAUAUGUACGAAAAGUUAACUAUUAAAGGAGAGCUCAAAUAUAUUCCUACACAAAGAAAAACGCUUAAGGAAGAAGCUGUGCCCACGAUUGAGCAUCAGUUUAUUCCCAUUCCCGAACAUGAACUCCAAGCCAAUACUAUUCACAUAGAGGAAUCUUUCGAACCAUACCGUCCAUACCCCAAUCAACCUAAGGACGAGCAGCAACAACAAAUCAAUGCCGAGCAACAGGAAUUAUCAGAAGAUCAAAAUGAUUCUAAUUAUUUAAUGGAUUAUGAAAUGAUACAACAGGACUUUGCGGAACCAUUGUUUAGUCAAUAUCAGGAUACUAAUGUAACAAUAAAUCCAAUAGAGAAUUUUAAAAGUAAGUUUCGGGCAUUUUCGUUGUUGCCGCCUUUUUGGCUACAUGCAGAAAAUCCUAAUGGGCUGGAAUUUAUGCGAAUGGAUCCAAAAACUCAGAAGAUUAAACAUCAUAUACGUUUAAACGAUGAUCUAACUGUCACUGUAAUUUUUCCCAAUAAUGAACAAUUGCCACUAAAGGAGAAAAUUAAUUCAUAUGACAACACCUACGAUUACUUAAAAUCGGUUGAAAGAUGGCCUUUGUGCGUUGGUACUCAGAUUGACGACAAUAAAUUUUGUAAAGGUGUGAUUAUUGGUGAUGAUACUUACGAAAGAAAUCAACAGUACCCAAGAUGUAAAUCUUGUCGAAUAUUACGAAAUCGUUUGCAGAACCGUAAUUCCACUUCAACUCUAUUACAAAAAAUGGCAGAAGCUAAACGGCGCGCUUCAAAUCUUGUACAUAAAUGCAAGCGUCUGAAGAGGACGGCAAUCCAGGAAUUUUUAGAAUUCCUUGCAGACUGGGAAAAGCUCGAAAAAAAAAAUACCUGUGUCAAGGAGCACGUUAACUGGAUUAAAAGUAACUUUACGGGCAACACUUGAAAUUUUGGAUAUGCUGAAUGUUGCAUGUGAUUACAAGUAUUUGAUGACAGCAACCCUAUCUCAAGAUCCGUUGGAGAGAUUUUUCUCCGUCAUGAGAUAUUCGUGUGGAGGAAACGAUCACCCUGAUCCCAAAAUGUUUGCACAAGUUUACCGAUUGGCGUCUUGUUUUUCCCUAAUACGCCCUCCGAAAGGUUGUAACGUUUCCGGCAAAGAUUUGCUGAAGAACUUACUAGGAGCAAAGGAUAUGGUAACUGGUUCAAACGAGGCUAAGCAAGCAUGGCUGGAAAGCCUCGACCAUAUACUAGAUAAUGGUGAACCAUUGAUUGAUGGUUAUGAAGACCAUGACUACAACGAGGCUGUCACCAGUGACGCGGUGCAGUCUUACAUUGCUGGGUACAUCGUCCGCAAAUUGCGAAAAAUCGUAAAAUGCAAUAAUUGUUUGAAACUCAUACAAAUGAGUCCUAAUGAGGGAACACUGUUAGUGAGAAACGACGUAAUCGAUAAAAUGGAUUUAUACGGCGGGUUAAUUUAUGCUAGUGACGAUCUAUUCAAUCUGACCAAAACGAUAGAGAAAUGUAUGUUAAGAGUAAUAAGCAAAGCUUUAACCAAUAUGGAGACGAUCAGUGAAAUUACGCAAGAAUGACUAAAAGGAGCAUUGAUAAAAGUUGGACGUGUCGACCAUUUCAAACAUAUAUUUAAAAAAUGUUAUCGAUAUGUACGUAGUUAUGCGAGCCCACUUUCUGGCAAAAUAUAAAAAUAAACGUUACGCCGCAGCCAAAACCAAAACUAAAAUGAAUAGGAAAAAUGCCAAGUUAUUGUCUUAAUUACUAAUAGUUCGCCCCGAACUAAGAACUCGCAUUCGCUGAAAACUACCGCGCAGCGCGCACACUCAGGUUUUGAUUUCCAACUCAAUCUCACUAGUGAUACUUAGGUAAGUAAUACUUUAUAUACGAGAUUACCGCCAUGUGGGAUGUUGACUCGACGAUCAUUGUUGCGAUAGUCGUCUCAGCGGACGGUCUCAUAGCGAAGAGUCUCGACCAACACCUAGAGACUGGAUCAAGGGUCAGAUGCAGGCAAAUUGUGACAAAACAUUCGCUGAUGUUAACAAGAAAUAACUCAAAAUGUAGUCAAUAUGAUGGGUGCUGAGAAAGGGGCGGCUACAGGGCCUGGGGCCUAGGGCGGCAAAGACUGCAAAUCCGCCACUACAUUAUACAUAUAUAAAAAUGUGUUCGGGUGUUUUUUUUUUGUUUUGUAAGUGUUUUUAUAUUUUACUUUUAUAUUAAUAUUAAAAACGAAAAACAAAAAAGAGCCUUUUAUUUCUCGCCGGUAAAACAAACACAAUAUUAUAAACUUAAAUUUACAUUAGGUUUAGUAUUACAAUAAUAUUUAAUAUUCCUCAAAUCAAUGUUCUAUUAUGCUUGGUUAUGUAAUAAGUAGUAAGUAAUUAUAUUUUUUUGUAAUUUAUUCUGCAACAACCCCUCCUGUGAGGGUGAAGGCCUCCUCCAGUGAUGCUGGUCAUCACAAUUUCUGUUCUCUAUCUUUUUCAACUUACAUAUGUAUAUCAAUAUUAAUUUAUAUAUUGGUAUUAAAUACCUACAAAUACAAAUAAUAAAAAGCUAAUAAAUACUCUUAUCGGGAUUCGAACCCGGGACCUCCUGCUUCAUAAGCGGGGUCACUACCGACAAGGCUAAAAGACCGUCAAAAAUUGGUUCGCGAUGCACAGUGGCGCCGCGGCGCGGCCUAUUUAUUGUUUUUGAGGGACACUUUUUAAU
Cydia fagiglandana is the source of this 2784-nucleotide messenger RNA. RefSeq lists its product as uncharacterized. NCBI's taxonomy places the organism in Eukaryota, Metazoa, Arthropoda, Insecta, Lepidoptera, Tortricidae. The coding region runs from base 80 to 1012 and encodes 310 amino acids. The record is from RefSeq and is a predicted model, not a curated record. The transcript has 5 exons.